AUGUCCAUAGCAUGCAAGCCCCGUAUUCUGGGCCUCCGAGUUACGAUACGGUUCUCUCCUUCGCAGGUCGAUCCACUGGCCUAUUUCACCCGCAAGCGUCAGCAAGAGGCUAAAGAGCGCGGCGAAUUUAUCGACAUCCAUGAUAUCGGUGGCACAGAUCCAGGAGAUUUUGAUGUUUUAAUUUCGGACGUUGAUGAUGAGAAAUUGCGAGGUGAAGUUACGGAGAUAGUGGGGAUACCGUACCAUGCGGAGGCGACGAAGGAAGAUGCCAUUGGCAAGACGAGCGACCUCUUUGAUAUUUCGGAGGAAAGCGGACCGGAUCUUAUCAAUAUCGCUGGACACCAAGUCCCAGUUUAUAGGUCGCCGACCCACUCACAGUUUACCGAACUUAAUCUUCUCGGCAUGGACUUCUUUCAUUAUUAUAACGUUUCCCAGGCGAAUGACUUCAAGAAGCGCAGAGCUAAAUUGUACUUCGGUCAAAAGUGGAAGAUGGUGGAAGAUGAUUGA
This is a messenger RNA of Morchella sextelata, 507 nucleotides long. RefSeq lists its product as uncharacterized. The coding region runs from base 1 to 507 and encodes 168 amino acids. The record is from RefSeq and is a predicted model, not a curated record. NCBI's taxonomy places the organism in Eukaryota, Fungi, Ascomycota, Pezizomycetes, Pezizales, Morchellaceae. The transcript is spliced from 2 exons.